UCACUUGCCUAAUUUAAAAGUGUGUUUUUCUGACCUUAGGCUUUUAGCCCAGCUGCCAAGAGCAAAUGUUGUUCUCUUGCGAUACCUUUUUGGAGUGCUAUACAACAUUGAGCAACAUUCCUCAUCCAAUCAGAUGACAGCUUAUAAUUUAUCCGUUUGUAUAGCCCCAAGCAUUCUUUACCCACCUGAUUCCAACAGCUUGGAAUUGGAAGACAACUUGAUAAAAAAGAUUUGUCUUGUACAAUUUCUUAUUGAAAAUUGCCUCAGAAUAUUUGGAGAAGACAUCACUUCCCUCUUGGGAGAGAACUCAAUGAGUCGUGGUAACAGCGAGAAGGCUGCAGAUUACGGCCAGAAGACUGUGACACACCGUUCUUUCAGAGCCAGGGCCUUUUGUCGGGGUUGCAGCACUUGCCAGCACUACCAGUGCAUAGCCCCACCUUCCGCAAAGCCAGGGCAGCUCUUUGGAGUUUCCCUCAUGGAUAUGUGUUAUAAAGACAAGCUACCCUUCCCAAUUCUGGAUAUGCUUUCCUUUAUUAAUCAAAAAGGGCCACUCACAGAAGGCGUCUUCAGCAAAUCAGCCAAUAUAAAAUCCUGCUAUGUCCUAAAGGAGAAACUGAAUUCUGGAGUCAAACUGAACCCGUACAGCGAAUCUGUUCAUGUGGUCGCAUCCCUCUUUAAGGAUUUUCUUAGAAAUAUCAAAGGAAGCAUAUUUUUAUCUGAUCUCUAUGACAAAUGGCUCGGUGUUAUUGAUCAAGGCAACAAAGAGGAAAAGAUAACUGCAGCCCAGAGGCUUUUACCCCAGCUGCCAAGAGCAAAUGUUGUUCUCUUGCGAUACCUUUUUGGAGUGCUAUACAACAUUGAGCAACAUUCCUCAUCCAAUCAGAUGACAGCUUAUAAUUUAUCCAUUUGUAUAGCCCCAAGCGUUCUUUACCCACCUGAUUCCGACAGCAUGGAAUUGGAAGACAACUUGAUAAAAAAGAUUUGUCUUGUACAAUUUCUCAUUGAAAAUUGCCUCAGGAUAUUUGGAGAAGACAUCACUUCCCUCUUGGGCGAGAACUCAAUGAGUCGUGGUAACAGCGAGAAGGCUGCAGACUCCGGCCGGAAGACUGUGACAAGCCAUUCUUUCAGUGACAGGGCCUUUUGGUGGGGCUCCAGAACUUGCCAGCACAACCAGUGCACAGCCCCACCUUCCGCAAAGCCAGGACAGCUAUUUGGAGUUUCCCUCAUGGAUGUGUGUGAUAAAGACAACUUGCCCUUUCCAAUUCUGGAUAUGCUUUCCUUUAUUAAUCAAAAAGGGCCACUCACAGAAGGCGUCUUCAGCAAAUCAGCCAAUAUAAAAUCAUGCAGAGUCCUAAAGGAAAAACUAAAUUCUGGGGUCAAAUUGAACCCGUACAUCGAAUCUUUUCAUGUGGUCGCAUCCGUCUUCAAGGAUUUCCUAAGAAAUAUCCAAGGAAGUAUAUUUUUAUCUGAUCUCUAUGACAAAUGGCUCGGUGUUAUUGAUCAAGGCAACAAAGAAGAGAAGAUAACUGCAGCCCAGAGGCUUUUAGCCCAGCUGCCAAGAGCAAAUGUUGUUCUCUUGCGAUACCUUUUUGGAGUGCUAUACAACAUCGAGCAACAUUCCUCAUCCAAUCAGAUGACAGCUUAUAAUUUAUCCGUUUGUAUAGCCCCAAGCGUUCUUUGCCCACCUUAUUCCGACAGCAUGGAAUUGGAAGACAACUUGAUAAAAAAGAUUUGUCUUGUACAAUUUCUCAUUGAAAAUUGCCUCAGGAUAUUUGGAGAAGACAUCACUUCCCUCUUGGGCGAGAACUCAAUGAGUCGUGGUAACAGCGAGAAGGCUGCAGUAGUGUCAGGAAAUCCACCUCUUGAAUCCAAGCCAGUGAGAGUGAGAGUGAUUUACAAAAAGGCACAACUGCAGAAUGAUACGAAGACCCCAUCUGGCAUGGUUCCACCCAGCUACCUGUCUACAGUUUUCUAAGUCACUGAAGGCUACCAUCCCCAUAAUGACACUUGACUCUUCCGUUUUCUUUAGUUCCUAUAAAAUAGAAAAUAAAAUGAACUGUUUUUCCAAUGAAUGAAAAAUGAGCCCCUUCCAAGGAACUUGCUCAUCCCAUUUGAAUUUUUCUUGCCUCAUCUCAUAUUAUCCAUAUUGAGGAAAUCUUCCCACAAAGUAUCUCCUCUGUCUUCGAUACCUACCAUCUCAUAUUAUGUACUUUGUUGCAUUGAAGUGUAUUGCAUAUUUUUAUACUGAUGCAAUAAAAAUAAUUCCAUCACUCAGUGGGUUAGACAACCAUUUUACUUGUUUAUGAUUCAUAUCAACACUUCAGUGGAGGCUCAUCUGAGCAGUUCUGGUCUCAGCUGAGGUCACUUGAGCACCUGCAGUCAGCUGGCAGCUCAUCUGGAGCUAACCUAGGAGUCUGUUUAUUGGUGUUGGCUCUCAGCUGGUCCCCAUGUCUUCAACGAGCUAGCCUGUCCUUCUGCAUGUGGUGGAGGAAGAGUUGCCAGAAGCAAGAAAGGCUUUUCAAGAGUUAAUGUGGGAGAGGACUGUGCAAAGCACCAUGCCAAAGACAGUGAUUUACAAGACAAGGAGGCAUUCAUUAUUUAUUAAGACCACACAUGAUAAUCAAAACUCAAGGCAGCACCACUACUACACAUAUCCUUUUUUUUUUUUUUUAAAGAUUUUUUAUUUAUUUAUCUGAGAGAGAGAAUGGGAGACAGAGAGCAUGAGAGGAGGAGGAUCAGAGGGAGAAGCAGACUCCCCGCUGAGCAGGGAGUCCGAUGCCGGACUUGAUCCCGGGACUCCAGGAUCAUGGCCUGAGCCGAAGGCAGUUGCUUAACCAACUGAGCCACCCAGGCGCCCCUACACAUAUCCUUUUAUUCAUCGGCUUUUAAUCCUCAGUGGAUUAUAAUCAGCAUUUCCUAAAAGGCAUUCAAAGUGUGGUAGGAAGUAUCUUUGAAAUAAUAACUGAUUUUUUACCUCAGGUAUUCUUUGCCUCUAUCCUUGUUCCGGUCUUAAGCUGUCUUACGGACAACUAAAUCACUUCCUCAGGGAAUAGAAGCUAUAGGAGAACAUGAGGAAAAGGGAGCCCUUUGUUGCUUAUGAGUUUUAAAAAUUUAGCUUUC
Molecule: messenger RNA, 3120 nt
Organism: Mirounga angustirostris (Northern elephant seal)
Lineage: Eukaryota; Metazoa; Chordata; Mammalia; Carnivora; Phocidae
Exons: 13
Coding region: 134-1975 (613 amino acids)
Biological process (GO): signal transduction; regulation of Rho protein signal transduction
Molecular function (GO): GTPase activator activity
Source: RefSeq, a predicted model, not a curated record